Molecule: messenger RNA, 1804 nt
Organism: Trematosphaeria pertusa
Lineage: Eukaryota; Fungi; Ascomycota; Dothideomycetes; Pleosporales; Trematosphaeriaceae
Product: acetate kinase
Exons: 2
Coding region: 404-1657 (417 amino acids)
Biological process (GO): acetate metabolic process; phosphorylation
Molecular function (GO): acetate kinase activity
Source: RefSeq, a predicted model, not a curated record
UUAGGCCGAACCAUGUCUGAACCUGCAGGCGAUCCGUCUCCCGCCCGCAGGACGCUUAUUCGGCCCGUAGGGCUGUAUUCCGAUGGAAGGAUGACGAAACAGGGCAGCGGCGCGGGCUGGAUGACAGAGGAGAGGUCUCGACAGCUCGGUGACUCCCGAUCAUUCGACGUCGGCAACACCGCACGUGGGAAGGUGGACUGACAACGGCGGGUGCAACACCAACAGCGCAAACUUCCGCGUGCGAUAAAAUUUGCGAUAAAUAAGGGACUGUCAGCGACGAGUUUCUGCGCCUAUAUCUACCGCUAGGACCUUUCGCUGAUUGCACUUGUAUCAUCGCGGCUUGCUAUGGCACCCAAUUGAACGUCCCCAGAUCACCAACCAGCCCGCUUCAACCACCACCACCAUGGAAAUCAUCCUCUCCAUCAACGCCGGCUCCUCCAGCGUCAAAAUCUCCGUCUACAAAGCCCCCGAAGUCGACGGCGCACCCACCCAGCUCGCCGAAGCCGUAGUCGAAGGCCUCACCGCCCCGCCCGCAACGCUCAAAUACGAGCGUGGCGACGUGAAAAUCAAAGGCAGAGAGCUGCAGAACAUCGCCUCGCAGGAAGACGCCUUCAAAUACAUCCUCGACUACCUGACCAGGGAUGAAGGCCUGCCCGAGCUGGCGAAGAAGGAGGAUAUCCACUUCACGUGCCACCGCGUCGUGCAUGGCGGCGACUAUCCCCGGAGCCAGAUCAUCGACAGGGAGACGUACCAUCAUAUCGAGGAGCUGAGCGAUCUGGCGCCGCUGCAUAAUGCGCCCGCGCUGAGCAUCGUGCGCGCGGUCAGCGAGAUCUUGCCGCAUGCGACGAAUAUCGCGUACUUUGACAGCUCGUUCCAUGCGACCAUCCCGAAGCAUAUCUGCACGUACCCGAUUGACCAGGUGAUAGCGAAGAAAAACAAGCUGAGGAAGUACGGCUUCCACGGGAUCAGCUAUUCGUUCAUCGUGCACGCGGUGUCAACCUUCCUCAACAAGCCCAAAGACCAGCUAAACAUCAUAGCCCUGCACCUCGGCUCCGGCGCCUCCGCAUGCUGCAUCAAGCACGGCGCAAGCCACGACACAACCAUGGGCCUAACACCCCUCGCCGGCCUGCCCGGCGCCACACGCAGCGGCUCCAUCGACCCGUCGCUGAUGUUCCACUUCACGCACGAGGCGGAGAAGCCGUCGCACGCCUCCGCCGGCCACAUGCACAUCUCGCAGGCCGAGGAGAUCCUGAACAAGCAGUCCGGCUGGAAAGUGCUGACGGGCACGACCGACUUCGGCAAGAUCAGCGCGUCGAGCAGAGACGAGGACGUGCUCGCGUUUAACAUCUUCGUGGACCGCAUUCUGAACUACGUCGCGCCGUAUUUCACGAAGUUGGACGGCGAGGUCGAUGCGCUGGUGUUCGCGGGCGGGAUUGGCGAGCGGGGGAGCAAGUUGCGGAGGGCGGUUGUGGAGGGAGUGCGGUGUCUGGGGUUUGCGCUGGACGAGGCGAAGAAUGAGGAUCCGGGCGAUGGGGUUGUUACGGAUAUCAGUAGGCAGGGGGCGAGGUAUAAGACGCUGAUUUGCAAGACGGACGAGCAGUUGGAGAUGGCGAGGGGGGUGUUGGAGGAUAGGGGACGGUUUGUGGGAAAGCAGUAGGGGAUUGGCGCGGCGGGCGAGGUACGAUGACUUCUGUUCUUUCGGGUCAUGGCUAGACUUCGGGAUGGGGAAGAAGGAAAACGGGUUCCUUAGACCGUUUUAAUGACAGGACGUGAAUGAUGCAAUGAGACGGCCGUUCAACAUGUG